AUGACGCUGGACACAGGAGCUUCAAAGACAUUAGUGCGACCGGACCUAGUGAAAGCUGCGAUGAGAAAUAAGAAGGUUACUUAUCGACUUCUUGUCGCCUCCGGCCAAGUAAUACACGUCUUAGUGGAAAUAACAGUAACGAUGGACGCUGAAAUUAUAGAUGACUGUAUUUUGGGCUUAGACUUCAUGAAAAAUCAAAACUGCAGAAUCAACUUUUUUAAUAGAGUCUUUAAGUAUGGCUAUCAAGAAAUCUUCAUAUUAGGUGGUUCUACCGGGCAAGUGACGUGCGUGAGAAGAUUUACUAUUCUUGCGAAGUCUGAAGCUCAGGUGUCGGUUAAGCUACCAUCUGAUAGAAGAAAUGCGGCGAACUGA
Messenger RNA from Arctia plantaginis, 372 nucleotides. The record is from the annotation of a GenBank genome assembly. NCBI's taxonomy places the organism in Eukaryota, Metazoa, Arthropoda, Insecta, Lepidoptera, Erebidae.